AUGCAUAAUUUAAUCCUCAGUGAUAAUUAUUUUGUUGGGGUCAUCCCACCGUCACUAGGGAACCUAUCAGCCUUAAGAGUACUAGAUCUUUCUCACAAUAAGUUAAAUGGUACCAUUCCUGUUUCUAUUGGACAAUUAUCAAAUCUCAAGAUCUUAGAUCUCUCUUUUAAUUCCCUGGAAGGCGUAGUACUUUUUGAAACUCAUUUUGCCAACCUCUUAAUGUUGGACGAAUUGAGAACAAGGUAUGCCUUCUUGACAUUGAAGGUGAGAUCUGAUUGGAUACAUCCUUUUCAAUUGAAAUCCAUUCUAAUGAGGUCCUGCAGAGUAGGGAUUCAAUUUCCUCAAUGGCUUCUAACACAAAAGAAAGUUGUUGAAUUGGAUCUUUCCAAUACUAGUAUAUCAGGAACCCUUCCUAAAUGGCUUCAUGACAUGCCUAUCUUGGAAUUAUAUCUCUCUCAUAACCAUAUCAGUGGGACCAUUUUGAAAUUUCCUUCCAUGGUGAACAUAGUUGAUCUCUCCCAUAAUUAUAUCCCAGGACUCAUUCCACAAAAUAUUGGCGAUAUGGUGCCUACUUUAGAGAGUUUCUUACUAGAUGACAAUUUGAUAAAUGAUUUGAUACCCAAUUCAUUGUGCAAAAUUGUGACUUUAAAUGAACUAGAUCUCUCUAAGAAUAUGUUAUUUGGAAAUCUUCCUCAGUAUCAGGGAGUUUCAGGGGAAAUCCCAAAUAUACGGGUUAUAAAAUUUUCAUCUAACAACCUUUCAAGGAUUAUUCCAAGCUUUAUUGGACAUUUGUCUGGACUGUAUUGGUUACAAUUGAAUAACAAUAGUCUUUAUGGAGAGCUUCUUUUGGGUUUGAGAAAUUGCACAUGUUUAUUAGGUUUGGAUCUUAGUGAGAAUGGAUUCUCUGGAAACAUACCUGGAUGGAUUGGAGAACCAGAAUCCUUGAAAAUUCUGAGAUUUCACAACAAUAUGUUCAAUGGCAUGAUUCCUUCACAGUUAUGCCAAUUGUUAGGUCUCCAAAUCAUAGACCUUGCAAACAAUAACUUAGAAAAAUCCAUCUCUUUUUGUUUUGGAAAUCUUAUUGGCAUGAUCUUGAAUGGUGAAUGUUUUGGAAUUGAGGUACUGGAAUGGUCAAAUGAGAACAUGAUACAGACAAUGCACGAAAAUGAAGUCGAAUACAGUACUACACUAUUAUGUCUAGUGAACAUGGAUCUUUCGAGGAAUAAUUUGACUGGAACGAUCCCUGAAGAGCUCUCACUUCUUUCAAGCACAAUUCCAGAGAGCAUGUCAAAUUUGAGUUUUAUGAGCCACUUGAACUUACCAUACAAUAACCUCUCAGGACGCAUUCCAACAGGAAAUCAGCUCCAAACUCUUAAUGACCCUUCUAUUUACGUUGGUAAUAUUGUACAUCGUGGAGCUUUUGUACUAAAGAAAUGCUCUAUUGAUGGACAUUCUCAACCUUCUCCGAUAUCUACAAGUCAUGAAGAAACAUAUGAAGGAGAUGAGUUGAAAAAGGUAUGGUUUUACUUGGUUAUAAUGAGUGGCUACGCCACAGGGUUAUGGAGAGUUAUUGGAGUUUUGUUGUUCAAGAAGAACUAG
Messenger RNA from Camellia sinensis, 1599 nucleotides. The record is from RefSeq and is a predicted model, not a curated record. Lineage: Eukaryota; Viridiplantae; Streptophyta; Magnoliopsida; Ericales; Theaceae.